Cladophialophora psammophila CBS 110553 is the source of this 1422-nucleotide messenger RNA. RefSeq lists its product as uncharacterized. Gene Ontology annotation, molecular function: phosphatidylinositol-4,5-bisphosphate 5-phosphatase activity. Gene Ontology annotation, biological process: phosphatidylinositol dephosphorylation. The transcript has a single exon. The record is from RefSeq and is a predicted model, not a curated record. Lineage: Eukaryota; Fungi; Ascomycota; Eurotiomycetes; Chaetothyriales; Herpotrichiellaceae. Bases 1 to 1422 code for a protein of 473 amino acids.
AUGGCCCAUCAAACUCCGUCCAGCACUACUAGCGAUUCCCUCAACAUCUACAUCCUAACAUACAACUGCGCGCGGACCCUCGUCGAUCCCGUGACGUUUGCGCCAUAUCUCUUCCACGCCCUCCCGCCAAGCAGCGACUCUCCAGAACUUCUCGUCCUCUGCCUGCAGGAGCUCGCGCCCAUCAGCUAUGCCUUUCUGGGCGGGUCGUUUCUGACGCCCUACUUCGGGGCGUUCCGCGAAGUCGUGAGGCUCGCUUCCAAAGACGACCGCCACGGCUACGUGAAUGUGGUGAGCAGAAACCUGGGCAUGACGGCCAUCAUGGUCUUUCUGAGGGACGACGUCGUCGAUAACCUCAAGUGGGUGAGCACGGCUGGAGUGGGUGUCGGGGUUGGCGAAAUAGGCAACAAAGGCGCCGUAGGUGUCAGGCUGGGAUACCGAGUGAGCCGAGAUGAUCAAGGAGGAGAUGAUAGCGAGGCAAAUGGCGAGAGCGAGGAGGUCGAAUUUACCAUCGUGUCGGCCCAUUUGGCUCCGAUGGAAGACGGUGUCGAGAGGCGAAAUGAGGAUUACAAGAACAUUAUGCAGAGACUGGUGUUCCUGCCGGAUCAGAGAGUCAAGGCUCCUCUGUCUCGGGACGCAGAAGGGGAAGAUGCGCCGCUGCUACAAGGAGAAGUUCACUCACAGGGGCAUGAGACUGUUGCUGGAGAGAGCGGGAUGUACUCGACUGCAUCAUCGUCAUCAUCAUCUUCAUAUUUUUUCUUCGCUGGUGAUCUCAACUAUCGCACAUCACUGCUCCGACCGUCUCCACAGGACGUCGAGAACAAAUUCCCUCAGGCUACCACGAACAGAGACGAACCGAUCCAUUUUCAAGACCUGCUGGCCGAAGACCAGCUUACUCAGCAGGUCAAGGCUGGGAGGACUCUACACGGGCUGACAGAGGCCCCCAUCACCUUCCCACCUACGUACAAGUACGACACCGACGGAAGCAAGGCUGUCCUCCUGGUCAAUGAAGAAGACCGACAGCACUGGAGCUGGGCACGUCAUCGCUGGCCGAGCUGGUGCGACCGAAUCUUCUUCUCGAACACCUCUCAGAGAGGUGACGUCAAGGUGACUCCGCUGCGGUACACGUGUCUGCCGCUCUUUGCAACCUCCGAUCACCGCCCCGUAGCACUGGCAGCCUCGGUGCCUCUCAAGGCUACUGGAUCUAAUGCAGGGCAGGCACAGGGCGAAGGGGGCCCGACGACAGUGCCAUUCGGCAUCGAUCCGGAGUGGAGGAGCAGGAGGGUGCAGGCACGCAGGAAGGAGCUGGCUGUCGGGAUCAUGGCUUAUCUGGCACUGACAUGGGAAGGGAACGGGUUGUUGCUUGCAACGACGAUUGGAGUGGUGGGUGGAUGGCUGAUUAUCAGAGCUCUCCUCCUGGUGUGA